AUGUGGGCCGCAAUUCUCGCUUUAGUAGUUUUUACCAACGCUAUUGAUUUAAGCUCUCAAGCCUUUGGUAGCGAUAACAUGAACUUGCAACCAAAAUUCAUUCGUGGUGGUCACGUUUCAGUCAGAAGCCCUGGAAAUUACGGUCAACCAGGAUUAUUCCACUACGAUGAUAAAACUUACAACCAAAAAUCAUUCCCUUACCCUCAAUAUCCACCUCGAUAUCAACCUCAAUAUCAACCGCAACUUCAGUAUCAACCUCAAUAUCAAGCUCAACUUCAACAUCAACCUCUAUCCCCACCUCUGUCUCAACCUCAACCUCGAUCACAACCUCAACCUCAACCUCAACCUACACCUCAACCUGAAACUCAACCUCAACCUGGUCAACAAUCCUUGUCGGUUAAUACGUUCAAAUCCUCAGGGCUUGAUUACCAUGAUAUUUUUGACAAGAAUCGUCGAGAGGCUCAGCAGGCUGAUCAGGCUCAACUGACCCAAUCUGGUCAAUAUCGUUCUCCAGCCCUAUAUAGUAAACAAAAAAAAAGGAAUACUUUAAAAUGGUACACCAUAAAUUUAAUGCUGAAGAUGAGGCAUCUCGUGAAGAAAUUAUCCAAUUUGAUUCCUAAUCCCGACGAGGCCUCGAUUGGGUUAGCUCAGUGUGGCUCUGAACAAGGCUACUGA
Molecule: messenger RNA, 675 nt
Organism: Belonocnema kinseyi
Lineage: Eukaryota; Metazoa; Arthropoda; Insecta; Hymenoptera; Cynipidae
Product: alpha/beta-gliadin A-V-like
Exons: 3
Coding region: 1-675 (224 amino acids)
Source: RefSeq, a predicted model, not a curated record